UAGAUUCCGACUACAGCACCAGUGAUGACGAUGAAAGCAUCAGCCCGGACGAUUUGGAAGUUAUGGAAAGGAUUUCCCCUCUGCGGCCAUACAAGUACAAAUACAAGUGCCCCCUGUGUCCCAAGGCAUUUGGCACAGCCCGAGACAUGGGCAUCCACGUGCGCCGACACGAGGGUUGCAAGCCAUACACCUGCAAGGACUGUGACAAGGCCUUCUGCACUCCUUUUGAGCUGGACCAACACGUCCGCACGCACACGGGCGAGCGUCCUUACAAGUGUCCCACGUGCGCGUGCGCAUUUGCCACGUUGUCCACAAUGCACCGACAUGCCAAUGCACACCGCAAGGCCAACUCUGUCAUGUACCGCUGCAGCGUGUGCCCCUCGAUCUUCCGGUACGCCACCUCGUGCACCGCGCACGAGCGAACUCAUCGAGAGGACUGCAGGCACCGGUGCAAAACGUGCGGCCGAGUCUUCCCGCAGGCUUUCAAUCUGAAGCGUCACAUGAGGCUGCAUGACAGCAAUGAGACCCACUCCUGUGACACGUGCGAACGCUCCUUCUACAACAAGGAACACCUCGACGCGCAUGUGCAAAGCUGCGGCAUGUUUCGUAAAUGUCAAGUCUGCGGGAAGGGAUUUCGAGAAGAGGCCCAAUUGGAAGCGCACAUUGCCAGCCAGCAUGACUUGGCAACCGAGCUGUCGGAGGAAGACGGAGAGUCUGCAGCCCGUGUGGGUGACUCAACGUUCGAGCAGGAACGGGCGGACGACCAGUCGAGCAGCGAAGAUGGUAGUGGUUCGAAUGACACGCUCAGCGACAACCAAAUAAAAGCAAGGUCGGGGUGGAGCAUUCGCCUGAGAGCACGUGGCAGAAAAAACGCCCCCAAGGCCCCCGCAAGACCCCGUCAACGCAACUGCAGGAAUGGCACGAUGCCCUCGCAAGACACGCAGUGUAGCAGCGCGAGGAAUACUUCUUCACUACCACAAAAGCACGUCACCGCGAAAUGUAGGACAGAUGAGGCAAGUGAGGACACUGGCGAAGCUACAGACAGCACCCAAGAAACUAGCAGACCUGUCUAUCAGUGCCCGGACUGCGACAAUCGAUUUAAGGAGUGGAGUGCCUUGAAAGCCCAUGCAGCGGUACGACAUGAGCUCGUUCUCUCGUCCUGUUCGUUUCAGUUUGCGUGCCACAUCUGUGAUAAAACCUUCAAGCAGAACAGCAACUUGAAGACCCACUUGAAAUCGCACGACCGGGUGGUACAGUUUGAGUGCGACAUCUGUGGCCUGGGCUUCACCUUGAAGCAUCACUACAAACGGCACAGGAGCAACAAACAUUACAAAGACUGAGUGCAACAACAGCCCGCUGGGAAUGCAAGUUUAUCCCGACGUAUGUCAAUUUUUCCAAAAAUUUGUGUGCCAUAGUUUUAAUUUUAUCCUAUUGUGCUUCUGCUGGACCCACUUGUACCUAUAUUUACUUUAAAAAGGGGACACUGUG
Molecule: messenger RNA, 1488 nt
Organism: Rhipicephalus sanguineus (brown dog tick)
Lineage: Eukaryota; Metazoa; Arthropoda; Arachnida; Ixodida; Ixodidae
Product: zinc finger protein 443
Exons: 2
Coding region: 63-1340 (425 amino acids)
Biological process (GO): regulation of transcription by RNA polymerase II
Cellular component (GO): nucleus
Molecular function (GO): DNA-binding transcription factor activity, RNA polymerase II-specific; RNA polymerase II transcription regulatory region sequence-specific DNA binding
Source: RefSeq, a predicted model, not a curated record